AGGCGGCGCUUUUGCAUGCCGGAGCAAGGUUCAUAUCCUGCUUCAUUACCGGGGAAAACUGCUGCCUGCUUCUCACACCAUUAUAUUAGUGCGCUCAGCAGCAUGGACGGAACCAAAGGAGAGCACCGGCAAGCGGAGCAGGCGGCGUCUUUAUUCGGGACAUCCGAGCUAGAGAGCCAGAGGAUCAGCGCAGAGCAGAAAAAGAAGCGGAGUCACCUCUGUAAAAUCAUAACUGGGAUUGUGCUGCUGUGCCUACUGCUCAUCCUUUUGGCUGUGGUGAUUUCAGUGAGAAAUGGCGGUAGGAGCACAGGAGGGAGACUUUGGGAGAAAGAGGCAAAGGAGGUCCAGGAGCGACAGUGUCCACAUGAUUUUUCUAGGCCUCCUCUCCUCCUCGUGUCCUUGGACGGUUUCCGAGCAGAGUACCUGAAAGAUCAUGGGAGUCGGCUGCCCAUCAUCAACAAGCUGCGAAAGGAUGGAACAACAACACCUUACAUCAGGCCUGUUUAUCCCACAAAGACCUUCCCCAACCACUACAGCAUUGUGACUGGUCUUUAUCCCGAGUCCCAUGGGAUUGUAGACAACAAGAUGUACGAUGUGACCCGAAAUGCCUUUUUCAGCUUGAAAACGGAGGAGAAAUUCAACACAAAGUGGUACCAGGGAGAACCGGUAUGGAUCACUGCCAUGCAGCAGAAACUAAAAACAGCCACUUUCUUCUGGCCAGGUUCCGAUGUAGCUAUUAAUGGCUCCUUCCCAAAUUUCUACAAGAUGUAUGAUAAGAGCAUUACAUUUGAGAGCAGAUUGAAAACAUUGUUCGAGUGGCUCAGUUUGCCCAAGAAGGAAAGACCUGACUUUUAUACUCUGUACCUGGAUGAACCAGACAGUACAGGACAUAAGCAUGGCCCAAGAAGUCAACAGGUGCUUGAUGCCUUGGAGAAGGUUGACAACAUUCUGGGUGAGCUCAUGGAUGGACUUUAUACAAGAAACCUUCACCAGUGUGUCAACAUAAUGAUCGUAUCUGACCACGGAAUGGAGGAGGCUUCAUGUGAAAGGGCAGCUUAUGUGUCAAAUUAUCAACAAGACACAUCUGACUUUACCGUCAUCCAAGGUCCAGCAGCUCGCAUCCGACCAAAGCGCCUCCCAGAGGAUUACUUCUCUUUCGACUAUGAGGGCCUUGUGAAGAACCUGUCGUGCAGGGUCCAUGACCAGCCAAUGAGGCCGUACCUCAGAGAAAACCUCCCCAAAAGGAUGCACUUUGCCAACAACAAGCGCAUAGAGAGGGGUCACCUCUAUAUGAAGCAAGGCUGGCAGGCAGCACUUGAACAAAAGGACAUCAAGUAUUGCAUUGGUGGUUUCCACGGCUCAGACAAUCUCUUCACCAACAUGCAGGCCAUCUUCAUUGGUUAUGGUCCAGGAUUUAAAACACACUCAAUUGUGCCCCCCUUUGAAAACAUUGAAAUAUAUAAUCUCAUGUGUGACCUUCUUGGUAUUCUCCCGUCUCCGAACAAUGGGACCCAUGGCAGCCUGAACCAUGUCCUGAAGCAUCCCGUCUAUCAGCCUGUUCACCCAGCUCAGCUCUCUCAUGAAACCCCGUGUGAGGGCUCCAACCCUAAUCCCACAGACAACCUGCAUUGCCUGUGUUCAUCUCAGACCACUGAUGCAGAGAAGGAUAUGAACACCAAUAUUUUAUCAAUAAACUCAGGCACCAAGGCUAUCUUACGCCGCCUUCACCAUCCUUUCGGCAACCCUGGAGUCGUCCAGGCAGAUGCCAGCUUUUGUCUGCUGUACCACUCCGACUACCUGAGCGGAUACAGCAGAGACCGCCACAUGCCUCUCUGGGUGUCGUACAACCUCCAACCUCGGUCCAGAGUGCGAGACCCGAGUCCAGAGGGGUGUGUUCGAGCUGACGUACGCGUCUCGUCUUCCCCUGGCCAGCUGUGUCUCCUCUACAGAGAUGAGGCCGAUCUGUCCUAUGGCCUGCUGCACCCCCCCUAUCUGAAUGCCACUGGUCCAGAGACUGACUCGCUUAUCAGCAGCAACAUGGUCCCUAUGUUCCCUGCAUUUAAAAAGGUUUGGAACCAUUUCCACACUUCUGUGCUUUUGAAAUAUUCACAACAGCUGAACGGAGUCAACAUCAUCAGUGGGCCUAUAUUUGAUAAAGACUUUGAUGGACAUGUUGAUCCAGUCACUAGAAGCUCAGGUAAUGGAAGCACUGUCCCGACACAUUUCUUCUUGAUCAUGACCAGCUGUCACAACUCAAGCUUGAGUCCUGUUAACUGUGAGGGCCCACUUCAGGCCAUGUCCUUCAUCAUGCCUCACACACCUGACUACACAGAGUUCUGCGCUGAGGAGUCUGACUUGUCAUGGGUGGAGGAGUGGCUGAAAUUUCACGUCGCACGAGUCCGAGACAUUGAGCUCCUAACGGGACUCAGUUUCUACCACGAUAGGAUAUCAGUGGAAGAGACAAUCCAGCUCAAAACAUUUAUACACAAUUUUUAAACUCGGGCUAUGUCUAAAACACUUCCCAAAGACAGCCAGAUUGAUCUGCAGGCACCUAUCUUUUUGGAUGCACGGUAACUGGACUUUCUAGCUGCUUCAUUGAGACAUGAUGUCUAUUUUCAGACAAAAAUUGUUCUAACUUGAAGUGCCAUACAUUUUUUUAAGCCAUAUAAUCAUUUUAAGACCAAUCUUACUGUAAUUUAUGCGUGAAUCUAUGUAGUGGAUCUUGAUUUUAAUAACAAUUUUGGUGGUCUUUCCUCAGAUUUUUAGACAAAAAUUAGACAAACUUUUUUUCUGGAAGAUUUGUUGUCCCCUUAUUGGAUUAAAUGAACCAGAAACAUCGGUGUUUGUUGAAGAAACCAUGCCCUGCUUUAAGAGGACUAUCCAUCCAGGUUUUCUUCCUCCCUAAUUUUUCAAAUGUCGGUUUUUGUAUUUCUAUUUUUGACCAGGGUUGCUUUUAGUAUUUUGUACAUUUUUGAAAAUAAUUAUCCUGUUUUCAGUUUGUGUAUGUUGGUUAUUUCUAUGUACAGUAAACAUGUAUGGAUUAAUCACCCUGGCACAGCCACAUGCUCCAUCCACAGACAAAACUAUUGUGUCUUUAUUAUUAUUUUAUUUGGCAUUUCUGUCUGACAGUGGGUCCCUUGUUUCCCAAAGGAAAUAUUAUAUAGUCAUUUCCAGACUCAUAGUUAUAGUCAAUAAAUUAGAUCAUUACUGAAAAGUAUAUAUAUUUCAGUUGCUCAAUUCACUAAGUGAAACACACGCUUUUUUCCCUUAAUAAAUAAAGGUUCUUCUACAAGCAGACUGAAGUUGCUUGGAUCAAACCACCACCACUCUACCUCCUAAGCCAUACCCGACUCUCUUUCAUAUGUUUUUAUUUCAUUCCUCUGCUAUUAUUUUUUUUCAUCUAUUUCAGUGAUUUGCUGGGAUUUGUAUGUUGUGUUGUUUGGGACUCAAGUAGGCAGUCUGUGCCCAGAAGGUUUAUUAAUUAAUCCAUGCAUGAGUGUUCAAAUGUGUGUAUAUGUGGAUAUUAUUUUGGAAUCACCACAUUCUCUAAUUUGUAACCUUUUAAUUAUACAUUGACUUCCCAAAGGUGUCCUUGAUACAGUAUGUUUCUUUUCAGAAUUGUCAGAAAAGCAGCUAUAAAUAAAUAGAUUAUUUCAUAUAAAACCA
This is a messenger RNA of Girardinichthys multiradiatus, 3666 nucleotides long. It is a transcript of the gene enpp1, whose product is annotated as ectonucleotide pyrophosphatase/phosphodiesterase 1. Gene Ontology annotation, biological process: ATP metabolic process; regulation of bone mineralization; nucleoside triphosphate catabolic process. The transcript is spliced from 23 exons. Bases 16 to 2496 code for a protein of 826 amino acids. The record is from RefSeq and is a predicted model, not a curated record. Lineage: Eukaryota; Metazoa; Chordata; Actinopteri; Cyprinodontiformes; Goodeidae. Gene Ontology annotation, molecular function: dinucleotide phosphatase activity; metal ion binding; phosphodiesterase I activity. Gene Ontology annotation, cellular component: cell surface.